Molecule: messenger RNA, 4376 nt
Organism: Lucilia sericata (common green bottle fly)
Lineage: Eukaryota; Metazoa; Arthropoda; Insecta; Diptera; Calliphoridae
Exons: 5
Coding region: 63-4319 (1418 amino acids)
Cellular component (GO): extracellular region
Molecular function (GO): chitin binding
Source: RefSeq, a predicted model, not a curated record
AUGAGCAGUAGUUGAGACGUAGUGAAACAUUUAGGAAGCAAUUUUUGAAAAAUUUUUAGUAAAUGGAUGUUUUAAAAGAAUACUUUAGUAAAGCUUUGCUAAUACUAUUAUUAGCCAUAACGGCGAGUGAGGGUCAAAAUAAUGUUUGUUUAAAUCAUGCCAUGGGAGAGUUUGUAGCAAAUCCUUUGGAUUGCAAAAAGUUUUAUUUAUGCGGUUUAAACGGUGAAGCGGUGCCAGCCAGUUGUCCCCCGAAUAUGCUUUUCAAUCCGGUCAGUAAAAUUUGCGAUAUCCAAACCAAUGUUAGAUGUGAAGCAACCACCACCUUGGCUCCUCCUCCUGCAACAACUCAAGUCACUACCACUGUAUCACCUAUAGCAUCUGUAGUGGAUUAUUGUUUAAAUCUUUAUACCCAACAGCCAAGUGCAGAUGCUUUGAUUUUUGUGGCUCAUCCCUCCAGUUGUCAUCAAUAUUAUAUGUGUUACUAUGGCCAGGCUUUGUUGCAGGAAUGCAGCACCGAUUUACAAUGGAAUUCCCGUAUUGGCAAAUGUGAUUUACCUAGCAAUGCUAAGUGUCAUAAAGAAGAUGGUAAUAUGCCUGUACCCGUGGCACCUACAGAAUCCCCUUCCAUAGGCAAUGCUAAUGGCAUUGUAUGUCCUGUGUAUGGUCAACAUAUAUUUCCACAUAUGCAACGUUGUGAUUUCUUUAUAUAUUGCGUUAAGGGUCAUGCUAUUUUACAGCAAUGUCCCUUUUAUCAGUACUUCGAUGUGGAGAGCAGUCGUUGCAAAUGGCGUAAGGUUGCUCUUUGUAUUAAGGAUUUGAAGUUAGUAUUUCGUAAGAAUACAUUUUAUGGAAGACUUUCAAUUUUAUUGCUGGCUGUGCCUUUUCUAAGCGCCUUUAAAUAUGUGGCUAAACCUCGUUUGACAGACUUUUGCUUGGGCCAUGAAUGGGGAGAGUUUGUGGCCAAUCCCAAUGACUGCAAACUUUUCUUUUUAUGCGGUAAAAAUGGUGAAGGUGUAGUGGCCUCUUGUCCACCAAAUAUGCUGUUUAAUGAUCAAACUAAACUAUGUGAUAAUGCGGAAAAUGUGGAAUGUGAGGAAGUAGCUUUAGCUGAGGAGGAGACGUUACCUAUUGCUAACUUCACCACCAAAGCCCCUAGCAAGAUCACCACCACCACCACCACCACCGUGAGACCUCCAAAAGCUGAUCAAUAUUGUUAUAAUUUGUAUGCUAUGCAGAGUAAGAAAUAUACCUUAGUAUUCCUGCCUCAUCCAGGCAAUUGCCAACAGUAUUAUAUGUGUUAUCAUGGUAAAGCUUUACUACAAUCCUGUAGUCCUAGACUUAAUUGGAAUUCUAAAUUGGGUAAAUGUGAUUUACCGUCUAAUGCUGAAUGCGUUAUAGCCAAAAAAGAGCAAGAUUAUGACGAGGAAGAUGAGGUUUUAACUUCUUUAGAGGAACCUAUAUGGGGCAAUAGCGUUAAGUGUCCUUUAUAUGGCGAGCAUAUAUUUCCCCAUACCCAGAGAUGCGAUUCAUUUAUAUUUUGUGUCAAAGGUCAAGCUAUAUUGCAGAGUUGUCCUUUUUAUCAGCAUUUUGAUGUGGAGAGCGCCCGCUGUAAGUGGCGCCAUAAGGCUACAUGUGUUAAGGAUUUAAAUUUGGAAUAUCAAGAUAAAAAUUUAAAUCUUUUUUUAUUUGCUGUGGUACUUAUACCCUCAAUUUAUGCAGCCGUUGGCCGCGCUAGACCAGAUUGUAGCUCUCAACCGAACGGUGCUAUUAUAACAGAUCCGAAAUCUUGUGCUCAUUACUAUCAGUGUUAUUUGGGUCGUACCUUUCGUAAACGUUGUUUGGGUGGUUUUUAUUAUGAUGAGAAAAUGAAAAUGUGUAAUUUCCCGCAAUUUGUUCAGUGUAAUGGUCGUGGUGUUAGAGGAUCUAGAGAAAAUAGUUCUAAGAAUUGUGGUGAAACUACUACGACUACACCUUGUAAUCAUCCUGCAGCUCCAACAACUACUACUACUACACCAUGUAAUCCUGCCGCAGCUCCUACCACUACUACUCCACCAUGUAAUCCUCCUGCAGCUCCAACAACUACUACUACACCAUGUAACCCUCCCCCUGCUCCUACAACUACUACUACACCAUGUAAUCCUCCUGCUGCUCCUACAACGACCACUCCACCAUGUAAUCCUCCAGAUUCACCAACAACUACUACUACACCAUGUAAUCCUCCCGAUGCUCCUACAACUACCACACCACCAUGUAAUCCUCCUGCAGCUCCAACAACUACCACUCCACCAUGUAAUCCUCCUGCAGCUCCAACAACUACUACUACACCAUGUAAUCCUCCCGAUGCUCCUACAACUACCACACCACCAUGUAAUCCUCCUGCAGCUCCAACAACUACUACUACACCAUGUAAUCCUCCCGCUGCCCCUACAACUACCACUCCACCAUGUAAUCCACCAGAAGCUCCAACAACAACUACUACUACACCAUGUAAUCCUCCCGCUGCUCCUACAACUACCACUCCACCAUGUAAUCCUCCAGCAGCUCCAACAACUACUACUGCACCAUGUAAUCCUCCAGCUGCCCCUUCAACUACUACUGCACCAUGUAAUCCUCCAGCUGCCCCUACAACUACAACUCCACCAUGUAAUCCUCCAGAUUCACCAACAACUACUACUACACCAUGUAAUCCUCCCGCUGCUCCUACAACUACAACUCCACCAUGUAAUCCUCCAGAUUCACCAACAACUACUACUACACCAUGUAAUCCUCCCGCUGCUCCUACAACUACCACUCCACCAUGUAAUCCUCCUGCAGCUCCAACAACUACUACUACACCAUGUAAUCCUACUGCCGCUCCAACAACAACCACUCCACCAUGUAAUCCUCCAGCAGCUCCAACAACUACUACUACACCAUGUAAUCCUCCCGCUGCUCCUACAACUACCACUCCACCAUGUAAUCCUCCUGCAGCUCCAACAACUACUACUACACCAUGUAAUCCUCCCGCUGCUCCUACAACUACCACUCCACCAUGUAAUCCUCCAGCCGCUCCAACAACAACUACUACACCAUGUAAUCCUCCUGCUGCUCCUACAACUACCACUCCACCAUGUAAUCCUCCAGCAGCUCCAACAACUACUACUACACCAUGUAAUUCUCCCGCUGCUCCUACAACUACCACUCCACCAUGUAAUCCUCCAGCAGCUCCAACAACUACUACUACACCAUGUAAUCCUCCCGCUGCUCCUACAACUACCACUCCACCAUGUAAUCCUCCAGCCGCUCCGACGACUACCACUCCACCAUGUAAUCCUCCCGCUGCUCCUACAACUACCACUCCACCAUGUAAUCCUCCCGCUGCUCCUACAACUACCACUACACCAUGUAAUCCCCCAGCAGCUCCUACGACUACCACUCCACCAUGUAAUACUCCAGAAGCACCAACAACAACUACUACACCAUGUAAUCCUCCUGCUGCUCCUACAACUACCACUCCACCAUGUAAUCCUCCUGCAGCUCCAACAACUACCACUCCACCAUGUAAUCCUCCUGCAGCUCCUACAACUACCACUCCACCAUGUAAUCCUCCAGCAGCUCCUACGACUACCACUCCACCAUGUAAUCCUCCCGCUGCUCCUACAACUACCACUCCACCAUGUAAUCCUCCAGCAGCUCCUACAACUACCACUCCACCAUGUAAUCCUCCAGCAGCUCCAACAACUACUACACCAUGUAAUCCUCCAGCAGCUCCAACAACUACCACUCCACCAUGUAAUCCUCCAGCAGCAGCACCAACAACUACUACUACACCGUGCAACCCAUCAACUAAAGCCCCAACUACAACACCAUGCAAUCCACCAACUAAAGCCCCAACUACAACACCAUGCAAUCCACCAACUAAAGCCCCAACCACAACACCAUGCAAUCCACCAACUAAAGUACCAACUACAAAACCAUGCAACCCACCUACCAAACCCCCAACUACAACACCAUGCAAUCCACCAACUACAACACCAUGUGGUAGCAAUGGUCAAAACUCAUACAAUGACAAUAAACCCCAUAAAAAUAUAAUCCAACAAUUAUUAGGUAAAUUUCCAAACUUCUCUAUCACCCCCUCCUCGAUCACUCAACAGAAAAGAAUUAACAGCUUGUGUUUAAACAAACGUCCCGGAACUUAUGUAAGAGAUCCCAAAGAUUGUGCCACCUACUAUAUGUGUAACUUUGAUCAGACCAUUGUAAACAAAUGUCCCCAGGGUCUUUACUUUGAUAGCGAAAAACGUUUCUGUAAUUUUGCUAAAUUUGUAAAAUGCAAUGUUUAAGUGUAAAUUGUUUAUGAAGAAUGUUUUAAAUAAUAAAGGCAGUUGAAAAAAAAUGAA